GUCUUGCACGUGUGUCACUUUGUAAGGGGAGAACAUGGCGGAUAGCGUCUUGCUAAUCGGUAGUGGAGGCAGAGAACAUGCUUUAGCAUGGAAGUUAGCCCAAUCAAACCACGUUUCACGUAUCUUCGUAGCACCAGGAAAUGCUGGGACACAAMCCAUUACAAAAGUCACAAAUGUACCUUCUUCAGACCUAAACUCGUCCCAAAAUGAGGAUGUUGUAAAAUUUUGUCAGGAAAACCAAAUUGACUUCGUAGUUGUUGGCCCGGAGGCUCCUCUUGCUAAUGGCAUUUCUGAUUCACUACAACAAGCUAAUAUAAUGUGCUUUGGGCCUAGUAAGGAAGCRGCGAGGAUCGAAUCUAGUAAAUCUUUCGCGAAGGACUUUAUGAAACGUCAUGACAUACCUACUGCGAGAUUUGAAAACUUUACAAACUUUGAUAAAGCAAUUGAACAUAUAAGAAAUGCUGAUUAUCCUGCUUUGGUAGUUAAAGCAAGUGGUCUCGCGGCAGGGAAAGGAGUUAUAGUUGCUAAAGACAAACUUGAAGCAGAGGAGGCAGUGCAAGACAUGUUGAAGAAAAAUGCCUUUGGUGAGGCUGGAAGCACUAUUGUCAUUGAGGAGUUACUAGAAGGAGAAGAAUUUUCUGUUCUGGCAUUCACUGAUAGUAAAACAGUUGCUGUUAUGCCUCCUGCACAAGAUCACAAAAGACUCCUUGAUGGCGACAAAGGUCCAAACACUGGGGGCAUGGGAGCCUAUGCGCCYUGCCCACAAGUUUCAAAUGAGCUCAURYAUGUGGUAAGAACUGACAUUCUUCAGAAGGCAGUCGAUGGUAUGAGAGCAGAAGGAUUUCCCUACAUUGGUGUUUUGUAUGCUGGUAUUAUGAUGACAAGUGAMGGACCUAAGGUUUUAGAAUAUAACUGUAGAUUUGGAGAUCCAGAAACCCAAGUUUUGAUGCCCUUGAUGAGGAGUGACCUUUAUGCUGUCAUGAUGGAGUGUGUCAGUGGUGAGCUGGAAUCAUCAAUGCCUCAAUUUUAUCAAGAUAAGUCAGCUGUUGCUGUAGUACUUGCAAGCCAAGGUUAUCCAGCUUCUUAUAAGAAAGGUUUUACUAUACAUGGAUUGGAUUCAAAUGAGGAUGGCAAAGAAAGUCUUGUGUUUCAUGCUGGUACAGCAGUAAGUGGCCAGGAAGUCGUUACCUCUGGAGGACGUGUCUUGGCUGUCGUCAGUGUUGGAAAAUCUGUAAUUGAAGCCCAGCAGGAGGUGUAUAAAGAUGUGCUGAAUAUUUGCUUCGAUGGAGUUCAGUAUCGAAAGGAUAUCGCUCUCAAAGCAUGCAAGUCUACUAGUUUAACUUACAAGUCAUCAGGAGUCAACAUUGAUGCUGGUAAUGCGCUAGUACAGUCUAUCAAGCCUCUGGCUGCCURGACAUCUCGCAAUGGUUGUAAUGCAGACCUUGGUGGGUUUGGUGGCUGUUUUGAUCUCAAAGCUGCUGGAUACAAAGAUCCUUUGUUAGUUAGCGGGACAGAUGGAGUGGGCACAAAGUUAAAGAUUGCACAAAUUACUGGUUGCCAUGGCACUAUUGGUAUUGACCUGGUUGCUAUGUGUGUGAAUGACAUAUUAGCACACGGUGCAGAGCCACUUUAUUUCCUUGAUUACUUUGCCUGCGGAAAACUUGAUGUGGGUGUGGCCAGGGAAGUUAUUAGUGGUAUAACUAAAGGGUGUCUACAAGCAGGGUGUGCACUCAUUGGAGGUGAAACAGCAGAAAUGCCAGGAAUGUACAAACCUGGCGACUAUGAUCUUGCUGGAUUUGCAGUUGGRGCAGUGGAGAGAACUAAUARGUUGCCARGGAGACAGUCAAUUCAACCAGGGGAUMAUGUUAUAGGGCUUGCUUCAUCUGGUAUCCAUAGCAAUGGGUAUAGUCURGUUCGUAAGAUUGUUGACAGUWGRGGCUUGGACAUGAAUUCACCUUCUCCAUUCAAGAUUACAGAUGGUCUUCAGUCUGUGACUACUUUGGGUGAAGCUUUGUUGGRUCCAACACAAAUAUACUGCAAGGCUGUGUUACCACUUAUGAAAGACAACAUGGUUAAAGGGUUUGCACAUAUAACAGGUGGUGGACUACUAGAAAAUAUCCCUCGUGUUUUACCAGAUAAUUGUAAUGUUUGCAUUGAUGCUAAUACRUGGGAUGUUAACCCUGUGUUUGCAUGGAUAUCUCGGCAAGGAAGUAUAUCUCAGCGUGAGAUGAGCAGGACAUUUAACUGUGGUAUUGGUGCAGUGUUGGUAGUUAACAGUGCCGAUAGUAGCCAUGUUUUGGACGCUUUGAAGACAGCUGGGGAGAAAGCCUGGAUCAUUGGAAAGGUUACAGAAAAUACAAACCCAGAAAACAGAGUCACUAUAGAAAACCUAGAAGAAGCUCUUGAUCGAGCAUCAGUUGACGUCAAUGUUACAAGUUUCAAAGCUGUCAAUAUGGGGUUUAAGAAACUUAAAGUGAGCAAUGGGGACAUUAAAAACAAGAAACGUAUCGGAGUUUUAAUCUCUGGCUCAGGGACAAACCUCCAGGCGUUGAUUGACAGGAGUCUGCGGCAUGACAGUAGUUCAGAUAUUGUACUGGUUGUUAGUAACAAGCCUGGUGUUAAGGGACUUGAAAGAGCACAAAAUGUUGGGAUACCAACAAAGGUAUUCUUNACUCAAGAAGCAGUUCCUGUUCUUUCUGGUGAUACAAUUGAAACCCUCCAAGAACGUGUAAAGACAGCAGAGCACCGUGCUUACCCAAGAGCCAUGGAAAUGCUGGCAAGUGGGAAAAUUGUCUUGGGUAAAAAUGGCAAAGUUGAACGUUUAAAAAGCUGAUUUUAGCUUGUUUAGGAGGACUAAUUCGA
Molecule: messenger RNA, 2862 nt
Organism: Exaiptasia diaphana
Lineage: Eukaryota; Metazoa; Cnidaria; Anthozoa; Actiniaria; Aiptasiidae
Product: trifunctional purine biosynthetic protein adenosine-3-like
Biological process (GO): adenine biosynthetic process; 'de novo' IMP biosynthetic process
Cellular component (GO): cytosol
Molecular function (GO): phosphoribosylformylglycinamidine cyclo-ligase activity; ATP binding; metal ion binding
Source: RefSeq, a predicted model, not a curated record